AACUGGUUUAUAAAAGUCUAUCAGUAAGACAUUGGGUAUUGAAUGCGGUUAUUUAAAAGGACAAGGACGUAACAGUCAUUUUUGUAGUAUUUUAUUAGACAUAUGCAAGACGAACAAGCGGUCAGGAGGAUUUUUGAAACUGUAGACAAGAACAGGGACGGAAAUAUUGAUCAUACGGAGCUACAGUCGGCACUAUCAAAUGGUAUAGGUACACCGUUCAACACUAGAACUGUUCAGCUGAUGAUUUCAAUGUUUGACCAAGACAGAAAUGGAACCAUUGAUUUCAGAGAGUUCGUCUAUUUAUUCAAAUAUGUUCAGGAUUGGCAACGGUGUUUUCGUCAAUAUGAUCAGGAUAGAUCUGGAUUACUCGAUGCUAGAGAGUUUCAAAGUGCAUUGUCCUGUUUUGGUUACCGACUCUCUCCUUGUUUUAUAAAAAUGAUGAUCGGUCGUUUCGACCGUAAUAAACAAGGACAGAUCGCCUUCGAUGACUUUAUUUUUGCUUGUGUAUGUCUCCAAAUUCUCACAAACUCUUUUAGACGAUAUGAUAUAAAUCGUAAUGGAUAUGCACAAUUCAGUUUUGAAGAAUUUUUAUCUUCUGCUAUGUCUAUAAUUAUUUGAUAAAAUAUAUUUGUAAAAAGAAAAACAUCAAAUGGUUACUGUACAAAAGAAAAAUACAGAUGGUCAUUAUCAAUAACUUCACUUCUAUAUGGUAAUUGUUUUUGUUUAUUUGUUAAAUUUGUUUAUUUCAUUUGGUCUUCCUCCUUUUAUUGAACAAAUGAGAGAAAUAAACAUGAUUAAAAUUUCUUUAGUUUAAACCUAACUUAACUUUAAUUUUAUUGCAUUGCUUUUUGCUAAGAAGUUCCAUAAAACUCUGCUAUUUAUACUCAAUUGUUUCUGUUAUGUAAGCUUUUUGACAUAAUUUUAAGUUGGAUUUUUGUACUUGCUUCAAUUUUGAUUAAGAUUUUCCUUUUCUAUUUAGCUAUUUUCUGUUGUUUUUGUUUGAGAAAGAAAAACCGAUAUUGUUUUUUUUACUUGGUUGUCUUUUUGUUUACUUUUUGUGAACAUCCAAAAUCAUUGUAUAAACCACUUACUUUUUCAUUCAUUUGAUAAUAGGAGUUUAUAAUUGAUAUGAACCAUUCAAUUUAUAGCUGAUUGAUAGUUAAAUAAAAGCACGGUGCAUAUGUGUAGCUUACAAAUAUGAUCGUAAUUUCGUAUACAAUAUACAAGUUUGUUAGGGAUAUGAGUCAAUUAAUGACUAAAGGUUUCUUUUGAAUUAUAGUCCAA
Schistosoma margrebowiei is the source of this 1284-nucleotide messenger RNA. The record is from the annotation of a GenBank genome assembly. Lineage: Eukaryota; Metazoa; Platyhelminthes; Trematoda; Strigeidida; Schistosomatidae.